Messenger RNA from Trichomonas vaginalis G3, 2634 nucleotides. RefSeq names its product phage tail repeat-like family. The record is from RefSeq and is a predicted model, not a curated record. The transcript has a single exon. Lineage: Eukaryota; Parabasalia; Trichomonadida; Trichomonadidae. Bases 1 to 2634 code for a protein of 877 amino acids.
AUGACUUAUAUCAUUAAUACUCCCCAGCCGACUACAGCAUUUGAUCCAAACUCAACGGUUUGCAGUGUACCUUUCAUUAACGACAGUUCAUUAAUUGAAUUAAGGGAUUCGACAGUAAAUGAAUCAUUAAAGGCGUCAUUAAUGAAAAUCAUUGAUUUUAAUUCAUUCAUGAAUACAUAUAAUUCAUUCAUUAAUGUUUCAUACACUUCUAAAGAAGGUAAGCCAAAAACUAUAGAUAAAGCGGUGUAUGAAAUAAAAGCACCAAUGACGAAAUUGAAUUCGUUAACUUUUGACGGUGAUAGUUUCGUUAAUGACAUAACAUCGGGGAAAACAAUUUUAACGAAAGAAUACUUAAAAUCUCAUGUUAGUGAGUUCGUUGAAAUUGAAAAAGAAGGUGGAAUUAAGUUCGAUCCACUGAAUUUCAUUUUCAGCUUAGCGAAUGCGGGUAUUAAUUUCGCUGAAUGGACAACAAUACAGAGUGAAAUAAACGCAAUAUGGACGUUUUUGGGGUCAAAAGCUGGAAUGGGUGAGCUUGUAAAUGCUGCAAGAACAUUAGGUGAAACGGGAAAUUUUGUAGAUGGUUUUAAAAGACUUGUUUCAAAUGUUUUGACAAACACAAAGAAAUUAUUUAGAUAUACCGUACAUAACGGACGGAUUUUCGAACAGAUAGCAACAAACCCACCGGUUAUGACUGCGUUGAUGAUGGUUAGAGACAUAAAACCACGUAACGACGGGAACGAAGAACAUGAACAACAGGAUACGGGUCGGGUUAUUCGAGACAUUAAAAACGUGUAUCCUGAAGUUAUUGAUUUAUUUAGAGGUGUUAAUGAUUCGAUUUCAAAUCAUUCUAUAACCCUCAAUGAAGAGAAUAAAUUAACAGAUUAUAUAUUCGUCAUUAUUGCAGAAUUAAUGAAGAGAAUAAAUGAAAAAGGAAUUGGUGAUAUCAUUAAUGUCAGCGAUGUAAUGAUGAAAAGAAAUUUUGACUCAUUAUUUACAAAACCGAAAACAGAAUAUAGUCUUUAUGACGUAAUUACCGAAUUAAUGAAAAAGAUUAAUGAUAAUAAGAGUUCUGGCGGAAGAGUUGAAUUAGAAGUGAAUGAUGUUAAUGAGAAAUUAGCCGAAAAAGCAGAUAAAAACCAUGUUCAUUAUAUAACUUCAGACGAACAGAUUAUAACGGAUUACCAUGGAUAUUUAACACAGGAUGAAGAAGUGAAGACGAAAGAUGUUAAUGAAAGAAGAUAUAAAUUCAUUCGUACUAAAGGUUAUGACAUACACUGUACUGUACAGUAUGACACAGGUAUAGCACCACAAACAUUUGGUUAUAACGCUGAAAUUUAUGCUUCAUACUUCUUUGUUAACGGUGUAUUAGUUGAACCAAGAUUUAUGUUAAGAGUUAAGGCAAAAAUAACUUUUGAAGAUGCUAUUAAAAGUAAAGCAGACAAAAAUGAACUUGACGCAAUGAACAAAGUUUUGAAAUCUCAUAAACACAAUAUCUCCGAUAUAAAUGAACUUCAAACUUCUUUAGACAACAAAGCAGACAAAAACCAUACACACGAAUUCUUCACAACUGUUAGAGCUGAUGACAUAAUACUGAACUUUGACCUUGGUUCAAGUGCGCCUUUAGAGAAUCCAAGCACUAGCGUAAAAGACUCGCUUAACAGUUUAGAUAACAGUUGCAGGAACAUUGAAGGUCAUGCCAGAAACUUUGAAGCACAUGAACUACCAGCAAUGUUAGAUAAGAAAGCUGACAAAAAUCAUACACAUGAAUUCUUCACAACUGUUGGUAUAGAAAGUAUUGAAGGAACGGUUGAAGGAACUGAUGGGGAUGCUUUAUAUUAUAAACCUCCUAACUUUCCACAAGGUUUAACAUCGAAUGAAAACAUAACAACGAAGAAAGACAUUAGAUGUAAAAAUGUUUAUGUCAUGAAUGAUGAAAAUAACGUUAAAUUCACUGCUCAAGAUUUAUAUGACAACAAAGCAGAUAAAAACCAUACGCAUGAAGAAUUUCAAACAAUCAGGAUUAAAGAAAUUAAUGCAUACAUUGAAAAAGUAACAAAAACAGGAAGAGACGGUACACCUUUAGUUGAACAAAAUAUUUAUCCUCCUACUUUUCCUAAUGGUUUAAUAACAAACAAUAUAAAUAUUGUAGAUGGCGAUGGAUUUAUAAAUGUUAAACAUGAGCUUCAAACAUUAAAGACUGAAAUACUUCAAACAUUAUAUCCUGUUGGCUCGAUUUAUACGUCAAUGAACUCAACAAAUCCAGCAAGUGUUUUAGGUUUUGGUACGUGGAAGCAGAUUGUAGAUAAAUUCUUAUACUGUGCUAGAUAUUCAAAGCAAACAGGUGGUUCGAAGAAAAUUAAAGAAGCAAACCUUCCACCGCACACUCAUACAGGAACUACAAACUUUUCUGGCGACCAUAGCCACUCAUUAAGAGACCACCCAUUAUACAACUCAGAAUAUGAAGCUGGCAAUGACGUUUUAUCUCCAUCUUAUAACAAUGCAGCAAAAAAGAUUUUUCGACCAACUGAACCAGGAGGAAAUCAUUCACACACUUUCACAACAAAUCCAACAGGCUCGGGUGCAGAUUACAUGCCACCAUUUGUGACUGUAUUCGCAUGGUACCGCGUUCAAUGA